UCUUCACUCUUCUACCAUUUCUUCUUUCUUCACUAGUCAUUUUUAAAAUUAAUAUAAAUUAAAAUUAAAAUUUCUAUUAACCGUUUUCUAUUUUUUCUCUCUCAUUCUUAUUAUUCUUAUAUUAUUACUAUUAUUAUUUAUUUAUAUUUAUUUUUCUCUCUUCAAUUUUCAUUCUACAACUCGUUCCUCGCGGCGUCUCUGUAUAAUCGGAUCUGAAAAUUUCGAUCUCGAUUUCACGAUCACCGGAAACUCGAUUCAGAUUUCAUUUUAACAUUAUCGUUUUCAUUUUAAACCUAAAUCUCACGAGAUCUCGAAAAUCGGAAUUGAAAAUUUGUUGCUGUAACCCUAAUUUAAUCACGGAGAUAAUAUUUCUUCUCGCAAUUUUGAUAUUCGAAACCGAUUUACGGUUUCAGUAGUUGAAUAGUUGAAUAGUUGAAUUGUUGUUGUGAUUUUGUUUUUUUUUUUUAUUAAUGGUUUUUGGAUCGUUUUUGGAUUGUGAUAAUUUGAAAAACUUGGAGGAAAUGGGGAAAGAGGUUGUUGAAGAUGUGGAAGAGGGUGAGAUUUCUGAUACUGCUUCGGUUGAAGAGAUUACUGAAGAGGAUUUUAAGAAACCAGAUGUUGUUAAAGUGAAUGUUAGUAAUAGUGAUAAGACUUCUAGUGGUGGUGGUGGUGGUGGUGAUGGUGGUGGUGGUGGUGGUUCUAGGGUUUGGGCUGUUCAGGAUUUGUAUUCGAAGUAUCCUACUAUAUCACGUGGUUAUGCUGCGGGAUUGUAUAAUCUUGCUUGGGCGCAGGCGGUUCAGAAUAAGCCUUUGAAUGAUAUUUUUGUUAUGGAACUUGAUGCUGUUUCUAAUGCUACGAAUGCUAAUGCUAAUAGUAACAAUAGCAGAAAUGAUAAUGGUGAUUUGAAUACACCGUUGAAGGAGGUUGUUGUGGUGGAUGAUGAUGAUGAUAGAGAGGAAGGGGAGUUGGAGGAGGGUGAGAUUGAUGGUGAUGAUGAUAUGGAUUGUGUUAUGGUGGGCGGUGAUGGUUCGGAGAGUGUUUUUGACUCUGAGGUGCUUGAUGUUAGGGAUGUUUUGGAGAAUAUUACUGUUGCCAAUGUGGCCAAUGUUGCAGAAUCGUUUGCUGAAACUUGUACUAGGCUUCAGAGUGCCUUGCAGAGCAAAAUGUUCGAUGGUUCUGAAAAAGACGUUCUUGUUCGUUUGUCAUUCAGUGCAGUUAAUGUGAUUUUUUCUGUGUUUUGCUCUAUGGAAUAUUUGCAAAAGGAAGAGAAUAAGGAUAAAUUAUUAAGAUUGCUUUCUUUUCUGAAGAAUGAGUAUGCUCAUUUAUUUACUCCAGAGCAGAAUAAAGAGAUUCAGGUCAUGAUUACUUCAAUUGUUUCUGUUGACGCUCUGGGCAAUAGUGAGGUUAUUGGCAGGGCGGGAAAAUUGGAGGCCUUUGAUAGAACUCAGCAACUUCUAGGUUUAGAAGCCACUGGAUUGAUUUCUUCCAGUAUGCUUGUCCAUGAUAACUCAGCCAAUGCAUCCGAAGCCUUGAUAUAUGGACAGAACAAUAUUAGGCAGGGGGUUAUGCUCCCACUGUUUGACCUACACAAGGAUCAUGAUUUAGACAGUUUACCGUCACCCACACGAGAAGCUCCGUCCUGCUUUCCUGUGAAUAGAUUGUUAUCGGUUGGAGAUGGAAUGGAUAGAUUUGGGUUGCCUCUUGCUGGUAAGACAGAGGCUGUGAGGAUGGAGCUGGGUGGUAAAGAUUCCAAGUUUCACAUCUAUGAAACUGAUGCUCUGAAAGCUUUUUCCACGUAUCAACAAAAGUUUAGUCAGAGUUCCUUCUUUACCGAUGAUAAGUUUCCAAGUCCAACUCCUUCGGGUGACUGUGAGGAAGGGGUUGUUGAUACUAAUGGUGAGGUUUCAAGUGCUUCUAUAGCUGCUUCACUAGCAAGCUCUAAGUCACCCCCCUUGGAUCAAAUGCCUGUUUCUUCUACUUCCAUCAACCGGUAUUCAGCAAAGAGUAGAGAUCCUAGGCUUCGUUUCAUUAAUUCUGAUGCCAGUACCUUAGAUCUUAACCAACCAUUAGGGACAAAUAAUAUGCCCAAAGUGGAAUAUGCUGGAGGAAUAAUCUCAAGAAAGCAAAAGGCUGUAGAAGAACCUUCAUUGGAUGCUAGCCCUCCCAAAAGACUUAGAAGGUCUUUGGAAAUUUCCGAGCACAACACCAGAGAGGAAAGAACUACGGAUGGAAAAGGUGGUUGGUUGGAAGAAAAUACUGUGAUUGGAUCUCAGUUGAUAGAACGGAACCAUUUAAUUCAAAAAGGGGAAACUGAACUCAAAAGGACUAUGAACACUAGUUCUAGUAAUUUGACCAUGACAAGUAGCGGGAUUGAACAGACACCUAUUACAAGUGGCAGCGCUGCAACUUCCCUACCUGAGUUAUUGAAAAAUAUAGCUGUAAAUCCAACCAUGUUACUAAAUCUACUUUUAGAGCAACAGCAGAGAUUAGCAGCAGAAGCCCAAACAAAACCUGUUGAUUGUGAUACAAGUACACUGCAUUUAACAAGCUCAAAUUCAACAAGCGGAACAGACCCAACAGUGAAUACAGGUCCAGCAAGGACUGCUGGUCUUCCGCAAAGUUCUGUUGGAAUGCUUCCAGCUUCAUCACCAGCAACUUCCAUGACACCAAUCCUACAAGUUAAUUCUGGAAAGAUUCGCAUGAAACCCCGUGACCCACGUCGCAUUCUCCAUGGAAGUAGUACUUUCCAGAAGGGUGGGAGUUUGGGGAGUGAACAAUCCAAAACAAUUGUAUCCCCUAUUCCAAAUAAUCAGGGAACUGGGGAAAAUGUUAAUGCCCAAAAGCUUGGUGUUAGUGUCGAGACAAAUUUGACAUCUCCGUUAAUCCUGCAACCAGAUAUUACUCGGCAGUUUACCAAUAAUCUGAAAAACAUUGCUGAUAUUAUGUCUGUUCCCCAAGAACCAACAACUCACCCUCCUGCUACUCAGAAUGUUUCUUCUGCAUCUGUCCCUUUUACAUCAGAUAGAGCUGAGCAGAAAUCUGUUGUACCUCUCCCUCAGAACCUGAAAGAUGGCGUAGAAUCAGCUCCUGAAAUAUGCGCAUCAGAUUCCUCUCGACCCCAGAAUACAUGGGCUGAUGUUGAGCACCUUUUUGAAGGUUAUGAUGAGAAGCAGAAAGCUGCUAUUCAAAGAGAGAGAACUAGGAGGCUUGAAGAACAGAAUAAAAUGUUCGCUGCUAGGAAGUUGUGCCUUGUAUUGGACCUAGACCAUACACUUCUCAAUUCGGCUAAGUUUAUGGAAGUUGAUCCCGUGCAUGAUGAGAUAUUGAGAAAGAAAGAAGAACAAGACCGUGAGAAGCCUCACAGGCAUCUUUUUCGUUUUCCUCAUAUGGGAAUGUGGACUAAACUCAGACCAGGAGUCUGGAACUUCCUGGAGAAGGCUAGUAAGCUCUUUGAGAUGCAUCUUUACACUAUGGGAAACAAGCUAUAUGCAACAGAAAUGGCAAAGGUGCUUGAUCCAAAGGGAGUAUUGUUUGCUGGUAGAGUUAUUUCUAGAGGUGAUGAUACUGAAACAGUUGAUGGUGACGAGAGAGUGCCUAAAAGCAAAGAUUUGGAAGGCGUUUUGGGUAUGGAAUCAUCUGUUGUAAUUAUAGAUGACUCUGUCAGAGUCUGGCCUCAUAACAAACUGAACCUUAUAGUGGUGGAAAGGUACACAUACUUCCCUUGUAGCAGACGUCAAUUUGGGCUUCCUGGCCCUUCUCUUCUUGAGAUUGAUCACGAUGAGAGACCUGAUACCGGAAGUCUGGCAUCCUCUUUGGGGGUUAUUGAGAGAAUACACCAAAACUUUUUUGCUUCUCAAUCCUUAGAAGAAGUGGAUGUCAGAAAUAUCCUAGCUUCAGAGCAGAGGAAAAUCUUGGAUGGUUGUCGUAUAGUAUUUAGUAGGGUGUUUCCUGUUGGCGAAGCCAAUCCCCACCUUCACCCAUUGUGGCAGACAGCUGAACAAUUUGGUGCUUCUUGCACAAACCAAAUUGAUGAUCAGGUUACUCAUGUAGUUGCGAAUUCCCUUGGGACUGAUAAGGUGAAUUGGGCUAUUUCCAAUGGGAAAUUUGUAGUCCAUCCUAGCUGGGUGGAAGCAUCAGCAUUGCUGUAUAGGAGGGCGAAUGAGCAAGAGUUUGUCAUUAAAUCAGAAAAAUAACCACUCAACCCUUGGUAAACUAAAAUAUAUGAAAUAUAAAUCAAGAAUCACAUUGAUUCCGGGUGUGUGAUUUCAUUAGGUCAAAAUCUGGUCAGGGGAGACAAUUUUAAUUUGUGACCCCUAUCCGUUGGAGGAGGUUAUUGACGAGUGGGCUAUUUCUUUGACUGGCCGGAAGCUGAGGAGUUAAUGGAGGGUUGUAUAAAUGCCCUUUGGUUAUUGGGAUUUUGCUACUGGUUUUGGUGGGCUAAGCUGGCUGAAAAAUGAGUUAGGUGAGUGAUAUUGUGGGGUUGACAUGUGAAACCGGUGAAAAAGGGAUGGUAACAAGAGGGAAAUACUUCUGCUGACUGUAAAAUUAAAUGUCUCUGAAUGAGUGUUAAAAUAUGUGGAAUAAUUCAGACUGGGAUAUUGACUAAACCUAAUUUAGGGAAAAUAAAUCCUUGAUUAGUGAUCGAGUCUAAGGAGAUGAGAGCGUUAGAGUCAGGGUUUUUCAGAGGUGGAUAGUUGGCCCAGCAAAAUGAAUCUCUUACAAACGAAUUUGUAUGUCAAGAUGUAACUGCCUAAAGCAUUUUAGGGGGAUUGAAUAAAUCACCAUUCCCACCCCAAAACAAAUAAAGUUUUGCAGGGGAGGUAGAGGAUAGAACAAGAUAGAAAGUGAGUCUAAAGUCUAACAAUGAAUUGUAGUCAAAGGUCAUUUAUCCAUUGGUUGGCUCCAGCCUUCAAUUUAUGCCUCAACAAAUCCCAAUUGGAAAAUUUUGAAAAAUUGUAAAAACAUCAUUCAUUAUGUUAUUCUUGCUGAGAUCCCAUUUUAGCCAAAAAAACGUGGAAACUUUGAAAUAACAUUAUACAUGUUUCGGAGCAUAAUAAUGGAGAGAUUACUGCUCAAUACUAAAAAGGAACCACAAAAGGUUUACUCUGUUUU
Molecule: messenger RNA, 5112 nt
Organism: Lathyrus oleraceus (garden pea)
Lineage: Eukaryota; Viridiplantae; Streptophyta; Magnoliopsida; Fabales; Fabaceae
Product: RNA polymerase II C-terminal domain phosphatase-like 3
Cellular component (GO): nucleus
Molecular function (GO): RNA polymerase II CTD heptapeptide repeat phosphatase activity
Source: RefSeq, a predicted model, not a curated record